AUGAGCCCAGACAUGUUACUGUCAGCCACCACCACCUCGGGAGGAAGAACUUCCGCAGAACCCAUGAUGACCACCUUUGCCGUGGCCAAGCAGAAGCGUGCGACGCGGGCCAAGUUUGCCAAAGUGCGCACCGGCUGCGUGACAUUGCUGCUCUUUAGACGCCGACAUGUCAAGUGCGAUGAGACGAAACCGUGCUGCAAGAACUGCCUCAAGUGGGCGGGCUAUUGCAGCGGCUACGAGAGUCUCGAGUCGCUCCAAAGCUCAGGGGCGUCGAGAUCACGGGCAGCAACAGCCUCCUCCUCCUCCGCCUCCAGGGAGACCAGAACGAGUCCUCCCCUUCACGCCAGUCAACCGCCUCCGACGCCGCUGUCGUUGCAUGGAAACACAAAUAGUUGGACAGACGAUGCAUCGUCGGUGUCGAGUGCCGCCUUCUCGACCAUUGCCCCUAGCCCUCCUGAGCUCGGCGUCGAGCUGGUCUCCGCCGGCUUCAUGGAUGCACAUCAGCACCCAUCGCCACCGUUUUAUCCUCCCCAUCAGCAAGCCGCCCUCUCCUCCGCUGCGGACGCCGUCCUGGAUGACGCAUUUUGGAAGCAGACGAUGCCUCGCCUCGUACGGGAGAGCACGGCGGUGCGAUACGCCAACAUUGCCGUACACACGCUCAUCUUCGCCAAAGGACCAACCAUUAUACACUCAGCUGAUAGCCACCACCCUCACCAUCACCAAUACGAACACCACCAGCCACCGCACCCGCACAGGAGGCCAACGCCAGGGCCGCGGCAGCAGCAUGGCCCACGAACGACCGCCGAUCACUACGGCCGCGCGCUGACGUGCUAUGGACAUGCCCUGCGCGAGGCACGGCGGACAUCGGACCUGCGCGAGGCGAUCCUUUGCGCCGUCUUCUUCGUCAUCUUCGAGACCAUUAACGGCGAUCAGGCCGCUGCCGAGGCGCACCUGCAGAGCGGGCAGCGCAUCCUCGAUGAGCUAUGCGGUGGAGGCAUAUUCGCCAGCCCAAACACACAUACGACACCAACAACAACGACGGCGAGGCCGAAGUUGAGGGGCAUGCUGCGACACGUCCUUCAGUUCCUCGCCGUGCAGGCGCGCGACUUCGACAGGUCCGACGACAUACGGCACGGCAUCCCGCUGGACGAGAUGCCGUGCGAGUCAUGA
Purpureocillium lilacinum is the source of this 1170-nucleotide messenger RNA. The record is from RefSeq and is a predicted model, not a curated record. NCBI's taxonomy places the organism in Eukaryota, Fungi, Ascomycota, Sordariomycetes, Hypocreales, Ophiocordycipitaceae.